AUGGCCGACGACGAGAAGGAUGCCCUCGACGCACUUGAGAAGGAAGCGUCGGAGUUCGCCAAGGAUGCUGAGAUAGACCGAAUCCGAAAGGCAUUCCCGCUGGAUGCCUACGCCGUUCUCGACCUCCAGCCGGGUGUGCCUGAAUCGGACAUCAAGCUUCAGUACCGCAAGAAAUCGCUCCUGAUCCACCCGGACAAGACCCGAAAUCCCCUGGCGCCGGAUGCCUUUGACCGGCUCCGAAAGGCACACGAUACCUUGAUGGAUGAGAAGGCCCGCACGCACCUGGACGAAUGCAUCGCGGACGCCCGACGGCUUCUGAUCCGGGAGCACAAGUACACGCUCGACUCGCCGGAGCUCAAGACGGAGGAGUUCAAGGCGGAAUGGCGGCAGAAGACGGUCGAGGUGCUGCUCCAAGAGGAGGCGCGUCGACGGCGCCAGAUGAGGGCGAAGAUGCAGGAGGAAGGCCGCGAGAAGCGGAAGGAGGAAGAGGAGAUGGAAGCGCGCAAGCGCAAGCGCGAGGCGGAGAAAGCGUGGGAAGAGACGCGAGAGGAGCGAAUCGAAAGCUGGCGGGCAUGGCAGAAGGGAAUCAAGAAGGAUAAAGGCGAAGGGGAGAAGAAGAAGAAAAAGAUGAAGGUCCUCGGUUGA
This is a messenger RNA of Rasamsonia emersonii CBS 393.64, 645 nucleotides long. RefSeq names its product DnaJ domain protein. Lineage: Eukaryota; Fungi; Ascomycota; Eurotiomycetes; Eurotiales; Trichocomaceae. Bases 1 to 645 code for a protein of 214 amino acids. The record is from RefSeq and is a predicted model, not a curated record. The transcript is spliced from 3 exons.